AUGUACCCAGCACUCCAGUCGCCCAUAAGCCCUGGCGGUUGGGCCAACGUCAACCGACGCCGCAUUUUCUCGUAUCCCUCACUGGGCCGCUACUGCUUCGUUGCUUGCUGCCUCACACUGCUCUUUUCCUCUCUCCUCCUCUUUCGCUCCUCCGAGACCGCCACACGCCUUAUCCCUCCUUCACUGUCAGACAUAACCCCGCCAUGGCGGAAACCUGCCACCGACUCCGAGCUGCUCGACAUCCUCUCCGACGCCGCCAGUGCAGGGCCACAUCCGGUUGACGACAUCAUUGCAGAUGCCCGCCGGGCCCAGGAGGACCUGCUGAAGCAACGGUCUACCGACCUGAGGAGUGCUGCCGCUCGCUACCGUGUUCGAAGGGGCAGGCACCCGCCGCCUGGGUUCGACAAAUGGGCCGAGUACGCCCUCAAGCAUGAUGCCGUCAUUGUGGAGAAGUUCUUUGAUCGCAUCUACCAUGACCUCCAGCCAUUCUGGGGCCUCGACGCCAAGGAAACUGCGCGCAGGGCUGCCACCGCGGAGCAUGUCGUACGUGUGAGGGACGGGAAAGCCAUACCCGUCGGCAGUACGGAAGGCAGGGUGCCCUGGUUGCAGCUCUGGACGGAUUUGGUCAAGGAAGUCGAGAUGUUCUUGCCCGAGGUCGACAUGCCCAUCAACUACAAGGACGAGAGUCGGAUAUUGGUGCCCUGGGAGGAGAUCAACGACCUGGUCGAGAAGGCAAGGAUCUGGAGGAAGGUCAUACCAGUCGAGGACGUAGUCAAGGACUACAAGGGACUCUCGUGGAUGCACAUCGACAAAGAGCUCCAUGCUUACCAGCCGCAGUGGAUCACCAAAGACUCGCCAAGGUAUUGGGACCUGGCCAGAGUCACCUGCUCGCCAGACUCCCCAAGUCGCAAUGUCAGCGCACUGACCGACUUCUCGUGGCCGCCUGCGUUCCCCGAGGACUGGGACCCGGAGUACAGCGAGAAUGGCUACGUCAAGAACUUCACUGCCGCCUCCGAUCCCUGCCUUCAGCCUCACCUACGCGCACUGCACGGCACAUUCAUCGAGCCGCUCAGCCUCUCCACGACCAAGGAACUCAUCCCCCUCUUCGGCGGAAGCAAACUGCCUAUGAACAAUGAGAUCCUCAUCCCAGGCGCCAUGUACCUCACAGAAGACCCCUUCUACUCCGGCGGCGCAUCCCAUGGCCCGACCUGGGACCAGAAAACAACGAGCAUUUCUUGGCGUGGUGUCGCAAGCGGAGGCCGGCACAAGGAGAGCAACUGGAUGCACUUCCAGCGCCUGCGACUCAUCGAGAUGCUCAACGGCACCACCGUGUCCAACCUCGAGCGAAACGGGGCAAGAGCCAUGACGUUCGACAUGCCCCCGCUUCACCAGUACGACUUCCCCCGCCGGCGCGAGGGAACGAUGGGCCAGUGGCUGUCGGAGCACGCAGAUGCGGGAUUCAACCACCUCAUCUGCUUCCCGCGGGACUCUAACUGCACGUACCUAGCGCCCUACUUCCACGAGGUCGAGUCCAAACCCAUGGCCGAGCAGUACGUCAACAAGUUCAUGCCCGAUGUCGACGGCAACUCUUUCAGCGCUCGCUACCGCGGCCUGCUGCUCAGCAGCUCCCUGCCCAUCAAGAGCACUGUCUACGCCGAGUGGCAUGACGACCGCCUCCAGCCGUGGCUGCACUUUGUGCCCAUGGACAAUACGCUGCAGGACCUGUACGGCAUUAUCGACUACUUCACGCGCGACGAGAAGGGCGACGCCGCCGCGAGGAUGAUUGCCGAGACGGGCAAGAGCUGGAGCGAGAUGGUGCUGAGGAGGGACGACAUGCUGCUGUAUGUGUGGAGGCUGUUGCUCGAAUUUGCCCGGGUCUGCGAUGAGAAUCGAGAUCGGCUGGGCUGGGUGGAUGACCUGAUUGGAGAUAGGAACCACUAA
This is a messenger RNA of Diaporthe amygdali, 1941 nucleotides long. Its product is annotated as capsular associated protein. Bases 1 to 1941 code for a protein of 646 amino acids. The record is from RefSeq and is a predicted model, not a curated record. The transcript has a single exon. Lineage: Eukaryota; Fungi; Ascomycota; Sordariomycetes; Diaporthales; Diaporthaceae.